GAGUUUCGCUCUUUUUGCCCAGACUUGAGUGCAAUGGCGCGAUCUCGGCUCAAAGCAACCUCUGCCUCCCGGGUUCAAGCGAUUCUCCUGCCUCAGCCUCCCUAGUAGCUAGGAUUACAGGCAUGCGCCACCACCCUGGCUAAUUUUGUAUUUUUAGUAGAGACGGGGUUUCUCCAUGUUGGUCAGGCUGGUCUUGAACUCCUGACCUCAGAUGAUCCGCCCGCCUCGGCCUCCCAAAGUGCUGGGAUUACAGACGUGAGCCACCGCGCCCGGCUACAAGUACAAUUUCUAACAGAAUAAUGCUGACACAGCACUUUGAGAUGAUAGAAAGACUACAGAAGUGACAAAAGUUGAAGUUAAUAAUGGACUCCAGGUUAGACUUAGCCUGAGAGCCACACCCUUCAAACCUCCUUUGAUGCUCAAAUAUGGUAAAAAAGGGUUUUGACAAUGACUCCCAGCAGCCACUCUCUCCAGUGUGGGACCAGACCAGCUAUCUGGGACAAGUUCAUCCCAGCACGGGGACUAUCAAAACCUAAUUACAGGAUGACUCAUUAGUGAUGCAUUUGGAGAAAGAUCUCAAUCAAAAGGGGAAAAUACCCAAGUUGUCAAAUAAAAGUGGACUCACUUAUGUUUAAAAAAUACCUUGACAAAGACAGCUGGGAAAGGCCAUGGAGAAUUCUCAUGAAUAAAUAAUAAGAAAAACAAGAUUCUGCAAAAACCACAACCUUGCACUAAGGCAAUCUUACACAAAAAAUACUUCAGCAAGGACAGCUGCCCAGCAACUGCCUGUCCAACCCUGGAACGGGAGUACACUUUUUUUUUUUUUUUUUUUUAGACGGAGUCUCGCUCUGUCGCCCAGGCUGGAGUGCAGUGGCCCGAUCUCGGCUCACUGCAAGGUCCGCCUCCCGGGUUCACGCCAUUCUCCUGCCUCAGCCUCCCGAAUAGCUGGGACUACAGGUGCCUGCCACCGCGCCCGGCUAAUUUUUUUGUAUUUUUAGUAGAGAUGGGGUUUCACCGUGUUAGCCAGGAUGGUCUCGAUCUCCUGACCUCGUGAUCCGCCCGCCUCGGCCUCCCAAAGUGCUGGGAUUACAGGCUUGAGCCACCGCGCCCUGCCGGGAGUACACUUGUUACUGUUCUUUGUAGCCAAGGUUAAUUAUUUCCAAACCAUUAUCUUCCUCUUCAUUUUUUCUUUAAAAACCAUUACUUUCCUGAAUGCGCAAAUCGUUUACUAUGGCACGCAUAUUCGCCAACGCCCUAUUCCCAAAUAAAUAUCAUUUUCAGUUAGAGAGCCUGUUAUUAGGUUGACAAUCAUUAUCACUCCCUCUCCCGUCCGUGGCGCUCCCACGGCAAAACAUCAACCCACUGUCCGCUGCGAGGCUGCAUCCAGGCAGACAGGCAUAGCUGGGGAAUAACACACUCGCGUUGACUGGAUUUACUGUAACUGGACCCAAAUCUCAGACCAGCCGGUGGCCUCUCCAAGGAAGCCCGAGGCAAGGAAGACCCUAGUCGACGUGCACUCCCAACCAGGUCUGUCACAGGUCGGCCCUCGCAUUUAAACGUUAAAUGUUGAAGGGCUUUCAUAAAAGAGCGAUGUGCUCCUGCUUGUAUGAGCCGGGGCCGGAGGCCGGUAACAGCGGCACGGGACGGGAGCGAGCCUCAGAAUGCGGGAACGUCUGUGGGCCUCCGGGACAGUGGAGGGAGCGGGUCUAGUGAAGCGCGACGACUCUGGGGUGGCAGAAGUGAGAACUAUGGGCCCCACGGGGACCGAGGGAACGCACAAAAUCGUCCCAAGAGACGAAACGCCGGGCCGCGCAAGGGCCCUCAAUGCUAUCUCCGGCAAGCGCGGCGUUUCGCAUCGCUCCCAAAGGCGGCGGCGACACCUUAUGACGUCCUGGUGUUCCGCAUGUCGUCUGCGUCACACUAGGCGCCGGCGCGGGGUGCUGAUGUCAGGACGCCGGCGCUUGGCGCCGUGACGCUCAGCCGGGCCUUGUGGAGUGCGGGUCUCUGCUGCGGACGCCGGGGGCCGGCGCGGCGUUGGCCGCCCCCGGCCUCGCCGAGUGCAGCGCGCCCGAAGGCCAGCACCUGCGCUCCGUCCGCGGCCCGGCGCCCAGGGUGGGCGGGGAGGCCGCCGCGCAGUCGCCGCACGCUACGCCGCCGGCGCCGUCGUUUCGCGUCGCCCGCUUCCGGCCACCGCGGCCGCCAUUUUGCUCGCGCGGAAGCGCCGCGGUGGGGUGGGAACCCAAGCGGGAGAGCCGCGGGAUUUGCGGCCGCCGCCAUGCCGUCGUCCCCGCUGCGGGUGGCGGUGGUGUGCUCGAGCAACCAGAACCGGAGCAUGGAGGCGCACAACAUCCUCAGCAAACGGGGAUUCAGCGUCCGAUCCUUUGGAACAGGGACUCACGUGAAGCUUCCAGGACCAGCUCCCGACAAGCCCAAUGUUUAUGAUUUCAAAACCACAUAUGACCAGAUGUACAAUGAUCUUCUUAGGAAAGACAAAGAACUCUAUACACAGAAUGGGAUUUUACAUAUGCUGGACAGAAAUAAGAGAAUCAAGCCCCGGCCAGAAAGAUUCCAGAACUGCAAAGACCUGUUUGAUCUGAUCCUCACUUGCGAAGAGAGAGUGUAUGACCAGGUGGUGGAAGAUCUGAAUUCCAGAGAACAGGAGACCUGCCAGCCCGUGCACGUGGUCAAUGUGGACAUCCAGGACAACCACGAGGAGGCCACCCUGGGGGCGUUUCUCAUCUGUGAGCUCUGCCAGUGUAUCCAGCACACGGAAGACAUGGAGAACGAGAUUGAUGAGCUGCUGCAGGAGUUCGAGGAGAAGAGUGGCCGCACCUUUCUGCACACCGUCUGCUUCUACUGAGCCCAGCGCCCGCAUGGAGCCACCUCUGGAGCUUCCUGUUGUUCAUACUUUUUCCUUCCUGACAUUUGUUCUUACUUACAGGUGUUCUGCUGGUGACGGUAGCAUUACCCAAAUAAACUGUGCAUAUGAAAUGGGAGAGGAGAUGCCAAAAUGCCAGAUGAAAGCAAUCAAGUUUCUUCUUUUCCACUUUUACUUAUGAGCGGGAUAUUGAUUACAAAGUUUUUCUUCUUUAACCAAAAAGGAAAGACAACGGUUUGUGUGCACUUCCCGACAUACCUGUGUCUUCGUGUGCCUGCCUUCCCUCCCUCCUCCCCACCGGGCCGGACUGUACAGAGCCCUGCUGCGGCGUGUUAGGAAUGACCUGGAAUUGUCAAUAAACAGAUGCUGCUGUCA
Gorilla gorilla gorilla (western lowland gorilla) is the source of this 3253-nucleotide messenger RNA. It is a transcript of the gene SSU72, whose product is annotated as SSU72 homolog, RNA polymerase II CTD phosphatase. The coding region runs from base 2276 to 2860 and encodes 194 amino acids. Gene Ontology annotation, cellular component: nucleus. Gene Ontology annotation, molecular function: phosphoprotein phosphatase activity. The record is from RefSeq and is a predicted model, not a curated record. The transcript has 5 exons. Lineage: Eukaryota; Metazoa; Chordata; Mammalia; Primates; Hominidae. Gene Ontology annotation, biological process: mRNA processing.